Molecule: messenger RNA, 2540 nt
Organism: Miniopterus natalensis
Lineage: Eukaryota; Metazoa; Chordata; Mammalia; Chiroptera; Miniopteridae
Gene: GALC
Product: galactosylceramidase
Biological process (GO): galactosylceramide catabolic process
Cellular component (GO): lysosome
Molecular function (GO): galactosylceramidase activity
Source: RefSeq, a predicted model, not a curated record
GCUGCUUGUCAUAUUUUCCUGCAAGAUGUUGAGGGCAACCUCCCGGCUGCUAGUAAAUUACCCAGAGCCCUAUCGUUCUGAAAUAUUGGAUUAUCUCUUUAAGCCAAACUUCGGUGCCUCGUUGCAUAUUCUAAAAGUCGAAAUAGGUGGCGAUGGGCAGACAACAGAUGGCACGGAGCCCUCCCACAUGCACUACGCGCUGGAUGAGAAUUAUUUCCGAGGGUACGAGUGGUGGUUGAUGAAGGAAGCCAAGAAGCGGAACCCGAAUAUCACACUCAUGGGGUUGCCAUGGUCAUUCCCCGGAUGGCUGGGGAAAAAUUUCGACUGGCCUUACGUAAACCUUCACCUGACUGCCUACUAUGUUAUGACCUGGAUUAUGGGUGCCAAGCGUUAUCAUGAUCUGGACAUUGAUUACAUUGGGAUUUGGAAUGAAAGGGCAUUUGACGUCAAUUAUAUCAAGGUGUUAAGAAGAAUGUUGAACUAUCAAGGUCUCCAUCGAGUGAAAAUCAUAGCGAGCGAUAACCUCUGGGAGCCCAUUUCUGGCUUUAUGCUGCUUGACUCUGAGCUCUUGAAGGCGGUUGAUGUUAUAGGAGCUCACUAUCCUGGGACGCGUACAGUCAAUGAUGCAAAGCUGACCAAGAAGCAGCUUUGGUCUUCCGAGGAUUUUAGCACUUUAAAUGAUGACGUGGGUGCUGGCUGCUGGGGUCGCAUACUGAAUCAGAACUAUAUCAAUGGCUACAUGACUGCAACAAUCGCUUGGAAUGUGGUGGCCAGUUACUAUGAACAGCUGCCGUAUGGGCGGAGUGGACUGAUGACUGCCCAGGAGCCAUGGAGUGGGCACUAUGUGGUAGAAUCUCCUAUCUGGGUAACAGCUCAUACUACUCAGUUUACCCGGCCAGGUUGGUACUACCUGAAGACAGUUGGCCAUUUAGAGAAAGGAGGAAGCUACGUAGCUCUGACUGAUGGCUUAGGUAACCUCACCAUCAUCAUUGAAACUAUGAGCCAUAAACAUUCUAAGUGUAUUCGGCCGUUGCUUCCUUAUUUCAACGUGUCACACCAAGUUGCUACCUUUGUCCUUGAAGGUUCUUUUAGUGAAAUAACAGAGCUCCAGGUGUGGCACACCAAACUUGGCACAUCAUCGGACAAAUUUCUCUUUAGACAACUGGAUUCUCUAUGGCUCCCCGGAAGCAGCGGCAGUUUCACUGUGGAGCUGCAAGAGGAUGAGCUGUUCACGAUCACCACCCUCACCACCGGCAGCAAAGGCAGCUACCCGCCGUCCCCCAAGUCCCAGCCCUUCCCGGCCGUCUAUACGGAUGACUUCAAUGUUGACUACCCACUGUUUAGUGAAGCUCCGAAUUUUGCUGAUCAGACUGGCGUGUUUGAAUACUACAUGAAUACUGAAGACCAUGGGGAGCAUCGCUUCACGCUACGCCAGGUUCUCAAUCAGCGGCCCAUUACGUGGGCUGCGGAUGCGUCCAACACCAUCAGCAUUAUCGGAGAUUACAACUGGACCAACAUGACUAUCUCGUGUGAUGUCUACAUGGAGACCCCUGGGAAGGGAGGCGUGUUCAUUGCCGGAAGAGUAAAUAAAGGUGGCAUCUUGAUUAGAAGUGCCAGAGGAAUUUUCUUCUGGAUUUUUGCAAAUGGAACCUACAGAGUUACAGGUGAUCUAGCUGGAUGGCUCAUAUAUGCUUUAGGACAAAUUGAAGUUAAGGCACAAGAAUGGUAUACACUCACUUUAACUAUUAAGGGUCAGCUCUCCUUUGGCUUGUUGAAUGGCAAGCCUGUCUGGUCAGAGAUCCCGGUCAACUUCCCCAAGAAUGGCUGGGCUGCCAUUGGAACUUACUCCUUUGAUUUUGCGCAGUUUGACAACUUUUACGUCAAUUCCACACCCUAAAAUUCACAGAACACUGCACAACACUCUUUGGAUUCUUUAUUUCUUUCUCUUUGGUUUUGGUUCAGAGCCAGUUCUUGUUUCGAUGGAUUGGUAUAUGAGCCUUUGGAGGCUGAAAAUAAGAGUAAAUGAAGAGGAAAGAUAUUUUUUACUUGAUCAUGUGGAAGAUUUUUUUUAGAACUAAUUCCAAGGGGAGAAACAGAUGACUCUUUCGCAUCACCUGGUGUGUACCCUACACUUGAAACAGUACCUUGGUCCCACCCUUAGGAGUGCUUUGGGUGGUCCAGACCUAGAGGCCUUGGUGUAGAUGCUGAGGUCACUCCUGUCUUCUUAUUUGCAAGUGAUCAUGCAGGUGGCAGUAACUUGAUUGCCACAGAGACGUAUUUAUUGACGCUCAUGUGUGUCUAAGUGAGCUGAUGCCCUUGUCUCAAGAUAAAGCUGUCGCACUGGGAAGCUGAAGAACACUGGAGAGGCUGCUCUGUGAAGACCACUUCAACGUGUUACUCUAAAACAGUAUUUUUUCUUUCCUGUUUUAUGAUGAUGCUUUUGAAUUAUAGAUGUGAUGAGUGGGAUGAUUUGAAAAAUGUAUCAUUAACAAACUACCUCUAAAGCUAUUUCUGCAAUAAUAAAUAAUAGAUUAAUUGGG